ACAGCCUCCAGAGUUCAGACCACUUCUACACAGACACAAUAUUACGGAUUGAGCCAUAUCUCUCUGUAUAUCUUGGAGCUUUCUAAGAUAUGGCUAUCAUGACUGCUAUGGCCUGCAUUCUUUCUCUGAUGGCACUUUUGACUCUGGCUGACGCUAGAAUCCCGGGCGUUUACUCCGGUGGACCGUGGCAGACCGCUCAUGCUACUUUCUACGGUGGCAGUGACGCCUCUGGAACUAUGGGAGGCGCUUGUGGCUACGGAAACCUUUACAGCCAAGGCUACGGUGUGAACACAGCUGCACUGAGCACUGCCCUGUUCAACAACGGGUACAGUUGCGGAGCUUGCUUCGAGAUCAAAUGCGCUAACGACCCACAAUGGUGCCAUUCAGGUAGCCCCUCCAUUUUCGUCACCGCCACCAACUUUUGCCCUCCCAACUAUGCGCUUCCUAAUGAUAAUGGUGGGUGGUGCAACCCUCCCCGGCCCCACUUCGACCUCGCCAUGCCCAUGUUCCUUAAGAUCGCUGAGUACCGUGCCGGCAUUGUUCCCGUCUCCUACCGCCGGGUGCCGUGCCGAAAGCGAGGAGGGAUCAGGUUCACAAUCAACGGCUUUCGUUACUUCAAUUUGGUUCUGAUAACCAAUGUCGCGGGUGCAGGGGAUAUAGCAAGAGUGAGCGUAAAGGGGUCAAAGACUGGGUGGAUGACUAUGAGCCGUAACUGGGGUCAGAAUUGGCAGUCAAAUGCAGUUUUGGUUGGUCAAUCACUCUCCUUCAGGGUCACAGCAAGUGACCGUCGCAGCUCCACUUCAUGGAACAUUGUCCCUUCCAAUUGGCAGUUUGGACAGACUUUCACUGGGAAGAAUUUCAGGGUUUGAGAAAAGUUCCGAGUUUCCCGCUCGAUAUAAUGUCGUGUUUUUUUAAUUUAAUAUUUUCUGUUUAUUUUGUUUUUCUUGGAAAGUUUGAUGUGCGGGAAAAGAGUAAGAAAAUGCGGGAAAGUGUGUUGGUGGUGGUGAAACUUUUUGACUCUGGGUAGGGGGUGUUGUGAUCAAUUAGUGAUGGUCAUGGUGAAAGGGGAAAAAGGGAAAGCAAAAAGUGAAUGUUAGGCGCUGAAGUGGCUGCUAAUUUAUGAAAGCCCGCGGCCUUUCUUCU
Molecule: messenger RNA, 1143 nt
Organism: Juglans regia (Persian walnut)
Lineage: Eukaryota; Viridiplantae; Streptophyta; Magnoliopsida; Fagales; Juglandaceae
Product: expansin-A4
Exons: 3
Coding region: 90-869 (259 amino acids)
Biological process (GO): plant-type cell wall organization
Cellular component (GO): extracellular region
Source: RefSeq, a predicted model, not a curated record